AUGACCAACGAGUGUAUUUCGUCGUCAAUGGCCGUAUUGCAACCAUGCUACUCGUCGCGACUCUUUCGAUCUUCGUUUGCAACAUGCUUCUCAGUGGUUGGGGCUCUGCGCAGUGAGCUCUGGGGCUGCGCAUGCGUGGCGCUUGUGGUGCUGCUUACGUCGCUCAACUACUGGCGUGACCCCGUGAAAGGAUGGCGUCGCACGGCCGACAUGACGGCGGUCUUUGGAGCUGCCAUCUACCAUGCCUACUAUUGCGUGGCAGUGUGCCAGGAUCCGAUCGUGCAGGUUUUGUACGCGCUGGUGGUAGCCAACUCGGGCUAUUGUUACAUGCAGGCUUGCAAGGCACCGAAUCAGGACGUGUCGUCAGCAUGGCAUUGUGGCCUUCACUUGCUGGGGAACGCGGCCAAUGUACUGCUGUAUCUUGGCAUAUCCAUCUAG
This is a messenger RNA of Peronospora farinosa, 438 nucleotides long. Lineage: Eukaryota; Oomycota; Peronosporomycetes; Peronosporales; Peronosporaceae. The record is from the annotation of a GenBank genome assembly.